Bradysia coprophila is the source of this 1527-nucleotide messenger RNA. RefSeq names its product syntaxin 7 (gene Syx7). Lineage: Eukaryota; Metazoa; Arthropoda; Insecta; Diptera; Sciaridae. The record is from RefSeq and is a predicted model, not a curated record. Gene Ontology annotation, biological process: vesicle fusion; intracellular protein transport; vesicle-mediated transport. Gene Ontology annotation, molecular function: SNAP receptor activity; SNARE binding. Gene Ontology annotation, cellular component: endomembrane system; membrane; SNARE complex.
UGCUCUUUCUGUCAAUCGAAACUUCAAAUCGAAAUUUCUUUUUGCUGCUUUAAGUACGAUUGUUUUAUUAGUUCGUGAUUUAGCGUAAAUUGUCGUUAUAAACUUGGAAAUUGGCUAUUUCAGUUUGUGUAACGUAUUAAGAACAUUGAAAUCAAAUGUAAACAGUGUUAUCCAUCCAGUUCAAUACGAAAAACAUUCCUAUUUUGUCAAAACAAAGACUUCCCAUACCAAUAAUGUCUACGUAUUCAUCGACCCAGCAAAGCGGAAACAAUGCCAACUCGGAGGCAUUAUUCCAGAAACAUUCUCAAACAAUUGCAACGAGCAUACAAAAAAUUCUUCAAAAUGUUUCAACCAUGAAUCGUAUGGUGAAUCAAAUCGGCACGGUUCAGGAAACAAACGAUUUAAGGCCACAACUACAUCAAAUUCGAACGUAUACUCAGCAGCUAGUCAAAGACACUGAUGGAAUUUUGAAAGAUUUGGUUAACAACAAUAAUGACAGACAUCUCAAAAUUCAGAGGGAACGUUUAGUUGACGAAUUUACAACGGCAUUGACAUCGUUUCAGGCCGUGCAACGAAAAACCGUUGAAGUAGAAAAGAAAGCCGUACAAGCAGCUCGUGCAAAUACCUAUAAAUUACCGAAACCACCCGGCUCUUACAACAGUCAAAAUAGUAACAAAUCCAUUUUCGAAAAUAAUUUCGUCGACAACAGAGGACCCACUCAAAUACAAAUGCAAGACGACCCCGAUUUGCAGGCACUUGAGGAACAAGAACGUACCAUCCGAGAGUUAGAAGAAAAUAUUGUUGGUGUCAAUGAGAUUUAUAAAAAAUUGGGCGCAUUGGUCUAUGAACAGGGUCUAGUGGUUGAUUCGAUUGAAUCGUCCGUGGAGCAAACGAGCGUUUUCGUGGCGGAGGGAACUGAUCAGUUACGCAAGGCUAGUCAAUAUCAAAAUAAAUUGCGUAAAAAGAAGGUAAUCAUUGCGAUUAUAAUUGUUAUCGUCCUAGCAAUAUUGAUUACGCUUAUAUGCUGGCAAACGAAUUAGCCAAUUUCGUUGGGUGAUUUCAUUUUUUAAAUUGCAAUUUUUAUCAUGAAAAAAACAUUAGUUUAGGAUGUGCAAGAAAACGAGAUCCAUAAAAAAAGAUUUACGACUUGCACACCAUUACCCAGUAACUUCAAAAACAAAAUCGUUCACUUCAACUUUCGGUGUCAAAUGCUGACAUCGCUGAAUUGAAAUUAAAUUCGAAAAAUUCAUCUUUUUUUUAAAGAAAAAGUAUUAGAGAAACAUAAAAUCGUUUCGCAUAUUAUAGCAGUGUCAUGUCGGACAUUUAUUUGAAAAUCUGUGCGCGAGGAGAUGGUGAUGAUAAUGAAAUUAAAAUUAAAUUAUUCUACUUAUCAGAAAUAUUAUAAAAAAAAUAAAAAUAAAAGAAUGGCAAAUAUUUUAAGGAGCAAAAGUUUAAUGUAUUUGUUAAAAUGCGAUAUUAUUACUAAAAGAAAAAUUAAAAUAAAAAUAUUUACGAGCAAAAGACCAA